UAAACAUUUUGUAAGGUUAAGUUACUCUAAGUGUGUUAAUUACGUUAGUCAUGAAUUUCUUGGCCAAAAAUGUAAUGAAUAUAGCGAGAACUUACAUAGCAAAUACCAUUCAAAGUAGCAACCUAAUUACAAAAUUUUGUGGAAACAGCUAUCAUCAAGGAAACGUACUGAAUACCACAAGAAUAUGUAUGAAUACAGUACUGCAAGGAUUGGGACAGAUCAGAUUUGGGAGCACCUUAUGGCAAAUGCAUAGGAGAGGCAGAUCAUAUAAAAAGCACAAACCUUCGAAGAAUCCUUUUGAUGGUGCACCAUUUAUGAAAGGCGUAAUUUUAAAAACUGUUAUCAGAAAACCAAAAAAACCUAAUUCUGCGAAUCGAAAAUGCGUCAUUGUGAGAUUGUCGAACGGCAAAGAAAUGACGGCAUAUGUACCUGGAGUCGGUCAUAAUCUACAGGAGCAUAAUAUAGUACUGUGCAGGAAUGGACGAUUGCGAGAUACACCUGGAGUUAAGAUAAAAUGCGUACGUGGAAAGUACGAUUUACCACAUGUACAGAAGCGCAAUUAAUUUAUAACUGUUAAUUGUCAUCGUACUAUGUGUGACAAAAUUAAUGUAAUUUAUGUAAAAAAAAAAGGACACAUCAGCUAUAGCAUUAUUAUCUAUACUUUUGUUAAUGUAAAA
Molecule: messenger RNA, 677 nt
Organism: Cyphomyrmex costatus
Lineage: Eukaryota; Metazoa; Arthropoda; Insecta; Hymenoptera; Formicidae
Gene: tko
Product: 30S ribosomal protein S12 technical knockout
Exons: 5
Coding region: 51-563 (170 amino acids)
Biological process (GO): translation
Cellular component (GO): small ribosomal subunit; ribosome
Molecular function (GO): structural constituent of ribosome
Source: RefSeq, a predicted model, not a curated record